Molecule: messenger RNA, 1441 nt
Organism: Amborella trichopoda
Lineage: Eukaryota; Viridiplantae; Streptophyta; Magnoliopsida; Amborellales; Amborellaceae
Product: ARM repeat superfamily protein
Biological process (GO): peptidyl-hypusine biosynthetic process
Molecular function (GO): deoxyhypusine monooxygenase activity
Source: RefSeq, a predicted model, not a curated record
UCCUUAUUUAAGAAGAUUGCAGCCAUUCACGUACGAAUUCAAAUCUAGGGUUCCUUCCCGUCUAAACGACUACUUCAGUCCUCAGAGGCAAGGGUUUUUCGAAUUUUCUCUUUCGACGUCAGAUCCUCAUUCCUCAGAAUAUUCAUCUGUUAGCGUUCCCCUUCAGCAAUUGCCGACAGAAAGAAAAAAGAAACAGUAAUUUCCCAUAAAAUAUCCCUAAACUGUUCUCAUGCGUUUGGGCUCUGUGAUUUUCUGAAACCAUGGCGUCUGGUAGUUACUUUGAAGCACCUCAGGCGACUGUGAAAUUUCUCUGCGAUCGAUUGCUUGACAAAAGCCAGCCCAUCUCCGAACGUUUUAGGGCACUCUUUUCCCUUCGGAACCUCCAAGGCCCUGCCCCUCGUGAUGCCCUUAUUCUUGCCACAAGAGAUGAAUCAAAUUUACUGGCACACGAGGCAGCAUUUGCAUUGGGUCAAAUGCAAGAUGCAGAGGCAGUUCCUGCUCUGGAGAAGAUCCUAGAGGAUUAUUCUCUCCAUCCCAUAGUACGCCAUGAGGCAGCUGAAGCUCUUGGAGCUAUUGGGUUGGAGAGUAACAUUCCUACACUGAAGAGAAGUUUGCUUGAGGAUCCUGCACAGGAGGUGCGAGAAACAUGUGAGCUAGCUCUUAGACGUAUUGAUGAACAGAAAUGUGUCAAUAACAUUGAUGAAAUCUCUACAGAAAUGAAGUCACCUUUUCUAUCAGUUGAUCCUGCGGCACCUGCUUCAUUUAGCUCAUCUAUUGAUCAAUUAAGGGAAGUUCUUCUGAAUGAAAGAAACGGCAUGUAUGAGCGCUAUGGAGCAUUGUUUGCACUCCGUAAUCUUGGAGUAGAUAGGGCAGUCGAUGCUAUUAUUGCAUCCUUAAUUGCUGGAAGUGCUCUCUUGCGGCAUGAGGUUGCAUAUGUAUUGGGUCAACUACAAGAUAAAGCUGCUUCUGCCGCACUCUCAGACAUACUUAGGAAUUCUUGUGAGCACCCAAUGGUUAGACAUGAAGCUGCUGAAGCUCUGGGUUCCAUUGCAGACCAUGACAGCAUCUCACUUCUUGAGGAAUUUAAAGCAGACUCUGAACCUAUUGUUUCUCAAAGUUGUGAAGUUGCGCUAAGUAUGCUCGAGUAUGAACAGUCUGGCAAGUCCUUUGAGUAUUUCUUCAUGGAAGCGCCAGAAGUUCAUCAGAUCAUAAAUGAAGCUUGAAGUCUCCUAAUAAGUUAGCCUUAUCACAAAUUAACAUUUUAAGUUAAUAGACUGUUGCUCAAUUGGAAGCUAUUGAUUUCCCUUUAGGCUUCUAAAUUAAGCCCAAGUCUGCACUUUGGAAUGAGUGUGAGAAAAUCAGGUUUCUGUAAUAGGUCGAAAGUUUUAGGAACUGUACAACUCAUUGUUUCUGCAAUCUAUAUGAUUUAGUUUGAAUGUCC